This is a messenger RNA of Euleptes europaea (tarantolino), 1152 nucleotides long. It is a transcript of the gene ZDHHC16, whose product is annotated as zinc finger DHHC-type palmitoyltransferase 16. Gene Ontology annotation, molecular function: palmitoyltransferase activity. The record is from RefSeq and is a predicted model, not a curated record. Gene Ontology annotation, cellular component: Golgi apparatus. Lineage: Eukaryota; Metazoa; Chordata; Lepidosauria; Squamata; Sphaerodactylidae. The transcript is spliced from 10 exons. Gene Ontology annotation, biological process: protein palmitoylation. Bases 15 to 1145 code for a protein of 376 amino acids.
UUUGAGUGGCAGGAAUGAGGACCCGUCGGUGGAUAUUCUCUGCUGUCAUGCGCCUCUUACUGAGGUGCCUGCGGAUAGGUCAGCGCCACCGGUUCUGGCCGACCCGGAAGGUGCGGCAGCUGUGGCUAUAUGGACGUCUGUGCCUGCGCUCUCUGCUGUUCAACUCUUUCACUGACAGCGACACCGCCCUCGAUGCUCUCUUUGAGCCUGUCUACUGGCUGGUGGAUCACAUUACCCGUUGGUUUGGAGUGGUGUUUGUUGCACUGGUGAUCAUUCUGACUAGCUCAGUGGUGUGCAUCGUGUAUUUCUGCCUCUUGCCACUCAUUCUGCGGACCUACCCUCUUCCCUGGAUCUUCUGGCACUUUAUCUAUGGCCACUGGAACCUUGUCAUGAUCGUCUUCCACUACUACAUGGCCAUCACUACUCAGCCUGGUUGCCCACCGCAGCAGUCAAAGAGCGACAUCGCUGCUGUCUCCAUCUGCAGGAAAUGCAUUGCUCCGAAGCCUGCCAGGACCCACCACUGCAGCAUCUGCAACAGAUGUGUACUGAAGAUGGACCAUCACUGUCCAUGGCUGAACAACUGCGUUGGGCACUUCAACCACCGCUACUUUUUCUCCUUCUGCCUCUUCAUGACCAUGGGCUGCAUCUACAGCAGCAUCAGCGGUUGGGACAUGUUCUGGGAGGCCUACGCUGCCAUUGAGAAAAUGAAACUGCUUGCCAAGGAGAGACUGCAAGUGACAGCCAAUCAGACUUAUGGUCAGACACCACCCCCUACCUUCACCUUCAACCAAAGAGUUUUUCACAAGAGUGUUGUGUACGCCUGGGUCCUGUGCAGUUCAGUGGCCUUGGCCCUGGGAGCCCUCAUGAUCUGGCAUGCUGUCCUCAUCACCCGGGGUGAGACCAGCAUUGAAAGACACAUCAACCGCAAAGAGAAAAAGAGGCUCCAGAAGAAGGGCAAGGUGUUUCGAAAUCCAUACAGCUAUGGUCCUUUGGGCAACUGGAAGGUGUUCCUAGGUGUUGAGAGAAAGAGGCAUUGGGUCACCAGAGUUCUGCUGCCCUCUACUCACCCACCCAAGGGAUCUGGCCUGAGCUGGGACACUUCUCCCUGUGUUCCUGAACAGAAGACUGCACUCCUGGCAAUAUGAACUGGAC